UUGAAACGGCCAACUUUGUGGGCGUGAAGCAUGAACAGGAUGAUCGGGAAAUACACCACGCCACCUCCCGUCAUCACAUGCAGUAACUCCGCGCUGUUUCAAAGCCGGUUUCAGAGUCAGACUGAGGAAUAAAGCGGGGCUCAUGGCUUUAUUAGUGCUCAGUUUUAACUCGAUAGAACCCAGCCUUUUACACAGACGCUGCCGGAUGAACUGAAGUCCUGGAUGGUAAAGAAAGCAGUGGUGAAAACAUCAUCAUGGUGGCGGGUGAGAUGUUUCAGGAACCAGUGAGGCAUGGAGACACACCUGCCGCAGACGGAGACAGGAGCGAGGAUCAGUACGACAUUGUAACGGAGUGCGCAGUGAAAGUGGCCGUGGGGGAAGUGAAGGAGCCGGAGAGGGAGCUUUCACCCGCGGAGAGCCACGCAAUGCUUCCCGGAGAGGAGCAGAAACCUCUCCCGACCCGGCUAUACCGCAGGCGUUUCGCAGUGCUCGCCAUCUUCAGCCUGUACUCUCUGCUCAAUGCGUUUCAGUGGAUCCAGUACAGUAUCAUCAGCAACAUAUUUACACACUUCUACGGCGUGACGAACGUGAUGAUAGACUGGCUGUCGGUGGUGUACAUGGUGGCGUACAUACCGCUCAUCUUCCCCGCUACCUGGUUGCUGGACCGCAAGGGGCUGCGUGUAACGGCGCUAAUCGGGGCCGGACUCAACUGUGCAGGCGCGUGGAUGAAGUGCGCGAGCGCCGGGCCCGGGCUGUUCUGGGUCACCAUGGCAGCGCAGGUCGUGUGCUCUGUGGCUCAGGUGUUCAUUCUCGGGCUGCCGUCCAGAAUCGCCUCAGUGUGGUUUGGCCCGAGAGAGGUGUCCACUGCCUGUGCUACAGCCGUGCUGGGAAACCAGCUGGGUGUAGCCAUAGGGUUUCUGCUCCCUCCUGUCCUGGUCCCUAACACACCAGAGGAAGGUAAAGAACAGAUGGGCUACAAUAUAAGCAUAAUGUUCUAUGGGACAGCUGCCAUCUCCACCUUGCUCUUCAUUUUGACAGUCAUUGUCAUUCGAGACAGACCCCUUUUACCCCCAAGUCAAGCGCAGGCAGUCUUGCCGACAGGCCUAGCGGAAGAUUAUUCCUAUAAGCAGUCCAUCAUUAAUCUGUUCAAGAGCAAGCCGUUCAUCCUGCUCCUGCUGAGUUACGGCAUCAUGACAGGCUCGUUCUAUUCAGUGUCCACUCUCCUCAACCAAAUGAUCAUCACUCAUUAUAAGGGAGAGGAGCUGAACGCAGGCAGAAUCGGCCUCACCCUGGUCGUGGCUGGAAUGGUAGGAUCCAUCCUUUGCGGGCUGUGGCUGGAUCGUACCAAAACCUACAAAAUGACGACGCUGAUCGUGUACAUUCUCUCCUUCCUCGGCAUGCUGGUGUUCACGUUCACGCUGGACCUGGGCCAUCUCCUCGUGGUCUUCUUCACUGCAGGAGCACUUGGGUUUUUUAUGACCGGAUACCUGCCCAUUGGUUUCGAAUUUGCUGUUGAAAUCACCUACCCAGAGUCCGAAGGCACUUCAUCCGGUCUUCUUAAUGCAUUCGCUCAGUUGUUUGGGAUCAUUUUCACAUUUAUUCAAGGGAAGCUCACCACAGACUACAAUCCGCUGGUCGGAAACAUCUUCCUGUGUGCCUGGAUAUUCAUCGGCAUCAUUUUAACAGCGUUGAUAAAAUCAGAGCUGAAAAGAAAUGACAUCAAUAUAGGCAACAGCAAAUGUCAGGCGCUUCCUACUGAGUGUCCUGUGGAGAAGGCGGCCAAUGGUGUAAAGCUGGAUUUAUCACGCGAGACCACACUGUAAGCCCACAGAGACUGUGCUCCACCUCCACACCACCAUCAUCGCAAACCCAGCCUGGCUUACUUGAAUUUUCUAUACUGUAAUUACUCAUGGAGUUGUUGAAAUUGCUGAGUAAGCUUUAAUGCCAUUAUCUGUAUCUGUUUAGUGCUCAAAAUAUUCGUAUCUGUUUUCAUAUUCGGAUUUAAACCAGAAGUGGGCGUGGUCUAUAUCAGAAAGGGAUUUAUUUAUUUAUUUGACCUGGAAAACAGUCAGGGGAGGCAUUUUUAAUUCACAAAUUAUAACAACUUUAUUUUUAUUUAUUUAUUUUUAAAUUAUAUAACCUUAGUCCUGUGGAAACUUCUGGAAAGCUUUCUGUCUAAGUAAGAAAGCUAACUAUGUUGAAAGCAACAAUGUCCUUUCCAUAUCAACAAACUGUUAUUUAAGUUGACAACAGAUUUGGGUUCUUUACAUUUCAGAAAGUUCAGAAACGGUCGUUGGACAUGUGAUCAGAUUCUUUUAUAAAGCCAGAUGCACUCCAAGUGCUUCUGGGUUUCUUUAAGAAUCACACACACUACCAGUCAAAAGUUUGGAGACACUUUGGAGACUGAAACACUGAAAUGUUUCUCCUGAUCUUAAAAAUCUUUUUAUCUGAAGGUGUAUGAUUAAAAAUCGGUGUUGAAAUCAGUCUUGUAAGCAAAAAUAUUAUUGUGCCAAGAGAAAAUGCCAAGAAUACAUUUCUGGAAAAUCUAGGCAAAAAGGGUGUCCACUUUGAAGAUGCUAAAAUACAAAAUUAUUUUUGAUUCAUUUCAGUUUUUUAUCACAACAUAAUUCCCAUAGUUCCUUUUGUGUUACUCCAGAGUUUUCAUGACUUUAUUAUUAUUAUUAUAAACUGUGGAAUAAUAAUUAAUAAUAAAUAUAUAUUUUUUAAAUAAAUAAAAAUAAUGUCUAAACUUUUGACUGGUAGUGUGUGUGUGUAUAUAUAUACACUAUAUAAAAAAUCCAAAAUGUUCACUGCUCUUAACUUUUCCCACAAAAAGAGUGAGGAAACGAAUAAAAAUAUGCCUAGCUUUUCCCAUGUCUGAACAUUUUGUUCUAGUUUCAAGUCGGUAGGUUUUGAGGUGUUUGUUUGUUUGGAUGGGAAUUUUGUUUAAACCUGGCAAACUCUGCACAAAGUGCCAUGUUUUUUUAAAACUUCACAUUUAAAUAAAACCCUAAGUAACAUUUUU
This is a messenger RNA of Ictalurus furcatus (blue catfish), 3025 nucleotides long. RefSeq names its product FLVCR heme transporter 1 (gene flvcr1). Gene Ontology annotation, biological process: heme export; transmembrane transport; erythrocyte differentiation. Gene Ontology annotation, molecular function: heme transmembrane transporter activity; heme binding. The transcript is spliced from 10 exons. Lineage: Eukaryota; Metazoa; Chordata; Actinopteri; Siluriformes; Ictaluridae. The record is from RefSeq and is a predicted model, not a curated record. Gene Ontology annotation, cellular component: membrane; mitochondrion. Bases 255 to 1823 code for a protein of 522 amino acids.